Messenger RNA from Linum trigynum, 5424 nucleotides. NCBI's taxonomy places the organism in Eukaryota, Viridiplantae, Streptophyta, Magnoliopsida, Malpighiales, Linaceae. The record is from the annotation of a GenBank genome assembly.
UAUAAUAAUAGAAAUCUCAAUUAAAUGUGUUUCUGACAAUAUGGAUGAAACCCGAACUACUUUGAAUAGAGUAACAUAUAUGCACUAUCCGCUCCCGACCCGACUCGACUCAUUGCCAUCCCUAAAGUUAAUUAGGGUACACCUACCACACUCACUUAACCUUGCAUAUAUUAUUUAUUAGUGCUCAUAAACUUAACAUAGUUUAUUAGAGUACAACUAAACUUAAAUAUGAACAACAAUUUGAUCCACACAGAGUUGAAUUGGAUAGAACCAUUUAUUAACACUCCAAUUGACCUAGUUCAUUUCAAUUUUGAUUCUCCUGUAUGAUUUUUUUAUAUCUUAUUAUAGUUAUAUUAAGUCUCAUAAAACUUUUAAAAAAAAUAGAUUAACUAUAUGAUUUAUUGUUGGAAACUCAUCCUUGUCCUCCCUUGUUCAGUUAUUAUUCAUAGGGAUCCCGUUAUUGGUAAUUAUUUGAUGCUCCAAUUAUAGUAGCCUUGGGUGGGCUUCGGAGGGACUUAUCAUUAUAUGGGCUUAUAUGGAAUUAGAAACCCCAAGGCCCGAAAUGAAGCCCAAAAACUGGAUUUACUGUUCAGAAGAGCUACUCUCUUCAAUUCAUUCAUCUGCGCCUGCCUGCCUCUUCUUCCAUCUCUUUCUGUCUAUUUGGCGGGAAGAGAAGGGAAAGAUCCUCCUUCUUCGUAUGGCAGGCUUGCUUAAUAAGUGGCGGUUGGUAAUCCAAUAUUUUGUUUCUGUCGUCUGAAAUUGGAGACUUUGUGGGGUUUUUCUUUUUUCCUUUCAGCUGCGAGGAGAUACCAAGCAGCAGAAUGGCUUCGACAGAUGGACGGAGGAGGUUGCUCCCUUCGCCAACACCCUUCCGAGGAAGAGUUCCGCCUUGCUCUCAGAAACGGUCUUAUCCUCUGCAACGUCCUCAACAAAGUCAACCCCGGCGCCGUCCACAAGGUGGUGGAGAGCCCAGUAAUGGCGGUGCAGUCCACGGAAGGACCCGCGCAAUCUGCAAUUCAGUACUUCGAGAAUAUGAGGAACUUCCUCGUUGCUGUUAAAAAGAUGGAGCUCCUGACUUUCGAAGCUUCUGAUUUGGAGAAGGGAGGCUCCUCAAGUAAGGUGGUAGAUUGCAUCCUUUGUCUGAAGGGAUACUAUGAAUGGAAGCUGGCUGGCGGAAUUGGGGUGUGGAGGUAUGGUGGGCUGGUCAAGAUCACUUCCUUCCCCAAGGAAUCACCAGCUUCAUUGAUGGGCAGUGAAAGUGCCGAUGAGUCAUUUGAUGAAUCUGAAUCUUCUCAGUUUGAUCAGUUGUUAGAAUUUCUCCAUUUUUCUAAUGAAGUCCCAGUUGAAGAAUCUACAACUGCCAAUGUUUUGGCAUUCCUUUUUGAUCAUUUUGGACUAGGGUUGCUGCAAGCUUACCUUAGGGACAGUAAUGGGAUUGAUGACUUCCCUUUGAAUGCAACGGUCAUAGAUACAUUGCUGAGCAAGGUGGUUAAGGAUUUCUCAGCAUUGCUUGUUUCUCAAGGCAUACAGCUUGGACUCUUCUUGAAAAAGAUAGUGAAGGGAGACAUUGGUUACAUGUCAAAGGAGGAAUUCGUUGAAGCCAUUUCACAGUAUAUAAGCCAUAGAAAGAAUUUGGUGUCUAGUGAUUUCUCCAAGUUUUGUACCUGCAAAGGCCAAAAACAGUUUCUUGGGCACACACGAACCUCUAGUGAAUCGUCUUAUCUCUCAGAGACAACCGAUCUUCACCAGAAAGAGCUUCACGAGUUGAGAUUGCAUUUCAAGCUGACAAGGCAAGAAGUUGUGCAAAUGCAAGCAGAUUGGAGGGAAGAACUAAGUCAGCUUGUGCUUCAUAUUAAGAGACUUGAAGUUGCAUCCUCUACAUACCACACUGUUCUGGAGGAAAACCGUGAGCUCUAUAAUCAAGUCCAGGAUCUAAAAGGCUCAAUACGAGUGUACUGUCGGGUCAGGCCAUUCCUACCGGGACAAACAAAUGUACAGUCCACAGUUGAUUACAUUGGAGAAAAUGGAAAUCUUAUGAUCGUUCAUCCUCACAAACCAGGAAAGGAUGCAAGGAAGGUGUUCAACUUUAACAAAGUGUUUGCUACAAGUUGCACACAAGAGCAAAUAUAUGGUGACACACAACCAUUGAUCAGGUCGGUACUAGAUGGCUAUAAUGUUUGCAUAUUUGCAUAUGGGCAAACUGGAUCAGGGAAGACUUAUACAAUGAGUGGUCCUGAUUUGAACACUGAAGAAACAUGGGGUGUAAACUAUCGUGCUCUUCGUGACCUAUUUCAAAUCACAAAGAAGAGGGCAGAUAUUAUUAAAUAUCAAGUUGGAGUUCAGAUGAUUGAAAUAUACAAUGAGCAAGUAAGAGAUCUACUGGUUUCCGAUGGCUCCAAUAGAAGAUUAGACAUCCGUAAUAACUCUCAACUGAAUGGACUAAAUGUACCUGAUGCAAGCUUAAUACGGGUAUCAAGCACUCAGGAUGUUCUCGAUCUAAUGAGAAUUGGUCAUAGAAAUCGUGCAGUUGGUGCCACUGCUCUAAAUGAAAGAAGCAGCCGUUCUCAUAGUAUUUUGACAGUUCAUGUCUAUGGAAAAGAGUUGAUAUCUGGUUCCAUACUUAAAGGCUGCCUGCAUCUAGUAGAUUUGGCUGGCAGUGAGCGUGUGGAUAAAUCUGAAGCUGUUGGUGAAAGGUUAAAAGAAGCUCAACACAUCAAUCGAUCUCUCUCAGCCCUUGGAGAUGUCAUCUAUGCUUUGGCACAGAAGAGUCAGCAUGUUCCCUAUAGAAACAGCAAGCUAACACAAGUUCUACAAGAUUCUUUAGGUGGGCACGCAAAAACAUUAAUGUUUGUCCAUAUAAAUCCUGACGUCAAUGCUAUUGGGGAGACAAUCAGCACUCUAAAGUUUGCAGAAAGAGUUGCUUCUAUAGAAUUGGGAGCAGCUAAAGCAAACAAAGAAACUGGUGAAAUCCGGGAUCUCAAAGAAGAGAUAUCAAGCUUGAAACAUAAUUUGGAGAAAAAGGAAGCUGAACUUGAACAGCUGAAAAGUGGAACUUCUGGUAGAAACACAACAGAGGUACAAAGAGAAAGGGCUGUUUCUCCUUACUAUUUGCCAAAGCAUGGUACAAACUCCAACUUGAAAUCUGAAAUCGUUCAACGGGGAAAUGCAAAUGAUGAAGCAAUUCAGAGUCGAAGUUGCUCUUCUGGAAAACAAAGGAGGUCUAGAUUUCCAUUAGCUUUCACAGAUAAGGAAACUCUGCCAAAGCGUCCAUUGGACCAGAGGUCAGGAAGUUUCACAAAGCAAAGGUCACCUUCUCCUCCUGUUAGGAGAUCAAUCUCGACAGACAGAGGAGCCAUGAUCAGGAACAUGACCAAACCCGAGACAGUUGAUAUUAAUACCUCAGUUGGAAGAGCCCCUUUUCCCGGUAGAGCUGGUGCUGUCAAAUGUGUUGCACCAAUGGAGAACAAGUCAAAUGCAACCAGCAUAGGGUUCCAGGAAGCAGUGAAGCAGGAUAGUAUAGCUAGUGCAUUCUAUAACUUCCAGAGGAAUAAUAUCACUGCAAGGAAGCAAUUCCCAGAACAAGAGGAAGAACAAUUCAAACAGGCUCUUAACAUAAGACAAGGUGGUAUUCGAAAAUCCAAGAACGAGGUUAAGGUUAAAUCGAAACAGAUUAUUCCUGCAAGGCCGCCAAAAUUUGAAAUGGGUAUGAAUAUGAUGAUGCUGCCUGAAAUGGGUGCCGGCGAUAAGCAAGACGAGCCACGCAGAAGUGACUUCUCAGAGCCUGAAAAUGAGCUGAUAAUGGCUGGCUCUCCAUUGCUUGGCUCUUUGAAUGUAAAGAAGCUGCAAAGGAACUUGUCCAGGAACUCUCACAAUCUUGAAGCAAGAGGAUCUCGGAAUGCAAAAGAAGGUGCGAAUGCUGCAAGUUCACCAGCUGUAAUGCCAGAGUUGAGGAGGAGUCAUUCUACUCCUCGCGGAAAGUUCAUUUUGUCUUGAGGGUCCAUCAACAAAACACUGGUAUUUGUAUGAAUACGAAUAUGAUACAAAGAGCAACAUUUGAACAAAGUGCUAUAGAAAUAUUAUGUAUAGGAUACUGCUGUUGUUUUGAGUUGUGGUUUGGACUUUGAGUGAGACCAAUUCAUUUUGACAUUGUAAUACUAGUACUCUCACAUGUCAUGCAUAUGAAGAGUGGAUUUAAUGAUGAAACAUGAGAAGCGUUUCAUGGUUUUGUUUGAUGGUUUGGAAGAGUUGCAGUAAAUAAUUUAAUUACAGCAAGCAUGGAACACUAUCAGUUAGGAGGAAUUUAAUCACAGCAAGCAUCAUCAAUCAAUCAAACAAUAACAAUAACUAUAUGGAGGUUCUCCUCCAUCACCCCCUCAAUCCAUUUUUUGCUGACUUUUGCACAAGUCACGGAAGGACUGUUUGGUCUUUCCAAUAAUUCAGAUGGGCCUCUUAGCCCACUACCGAGUUCCAACUUCCAACCAGGCGGCACUGCGGUAGAUCAAGAGUGUAAUUACUCUAUCUCUAUGUGUUCUCACCGGAAUUAAUCAUGGGAACCUCUCUUGCAUAGUUUUUUUUUUUUAAAGAGAAACCUCUCUUGCAUAGUUGUCGUUAAGUAUAACCAAAACCGUGCACCUGACUUGAUCUCUGAAUGACAUCCAUGGCGUUUAAAUUUUGGGUUUUUCUAUUACAAGUUAUAAUGCCUGUGUUUGGCCCGACUUUUAGAAGUGUUUUUCGGCUUCGAAAGAUGAAGCAGAGUCAAACACCUCUAAAAUCUCGGCUUUUGAAAAGCCGAAAAGCGCUUUUGUAUAACAUAAAAGUAGAAGCUCCGAUUUUGAGCUUCUGCGAAAAGCUGUUUUGAAAAUACAAGAUCAUCCUUACCAUAUUUUAAUUUUAUUUCAGAAAAUAUAAUUUCCCUUCAUUUAUAUCAUUUUAAAAAUAAAAUAAAUUAUAAAAUCAUAUUAUUUAAUAUAAAAAAAAUCUAACAAGAUCCAUUUUUACUACUUUUUAUUGUUUAGAAUUUUUAUUCAUAUUUUAUGUUAUAAGUCCUUUAUAGCCAUUUUACACAAACUCUCAUAUUAAUUCUCAUAAAAAAAACUCUCAUAUUAAAAAGUACUUCUAAUAGUUUUACAGUCAAACACUCAACAGCUUUUUUUUUUGAAAAGUACUAAUCUAAAAGCACUAGGCAAUAGCUCUAACAUCAAAACUCAAGCGGUGGAAGAUUAACUAUAUCAGUGUUAGUGUUAUGUUUUAUUAUCAAUGGUUAUACCAUUGAGUAAUAAAGCCGCACUUUCCAGGUCCAUUAGGAAACUCGAUCUUAGGUAUGGGAAACCAUCAUCAGCUAUUUAUUUUAUAUUGUUUAGACCAAAUUUUAUUGCCUACUACAUUUUUUUAGUUCUCUACUCCGAAUAAAUAUUUUCUGAGAAU